Haliaeetus leucocephalus (bald eagle) is the source of this 2244-nucleotide messenger RNA. RefSeq names its product phosphate regulating endopeptidase homolog, X-linked (gene PHEX). Lineage: Eukaryota; Metazoa; Chordata; Aves; Accipitriformes; Accipitridae. Gene Ontology annotation, molecular function: metalloendopeptidase activity. The transcript has 22 exons. Bases 1 to 2244 code for a protein of 747 amino acids. Gene Ontology annotation, cellular component: plasma membrane. The record is from RefSeq and is a predicted model, not a curated record. Gene Ontology annotation, biological process: protein processing.
AUGGAAGGAGAGACGGUACCCGAGGCCGGGAGAGCGGCCGGCAGAGCCACGCGGAUCGCCCUCGGCGUCUUCGUCAGCGGCACCGUCGUGCUCGGCACCGCGCUUUUCUUGGUUAGCCAAGGUCUUAUAAAGUUUCAUCCGAAGCAACGGUACUGUUUGACCUCAGAAUGUAUUGAAGCUGCUGCUGGCAUCCUAAGCAAGAUAAAUCAAUCCAUAGAUCCGUGUGAGAACUUUUAUCGAUUUGCCUGUGAUGGCUGGAUAUAUAAUCACCCUAUUCCUGAAGACAUGUCAAACUAUGGUGUUUAUCCUUGGCUGCGACACAACGUGGACCUCAAACUAAAGGCAUUGCUUGAGAAACCCAUCAGCAAAAGACGAGACAGUGAAGCUGUACAGAAAGCCAAGACCCUUUAUGCAUCCUGCAUGAAUGAGAAUAAAAUCGAAAAAGCCGACGUGAAGCCCCUGUUAAGUAUACUGAGGCAUUCACCUUUCCGCUGGCCUGUGCUGGAAUCCAACAUUGGACCUGAAGGGCUGUGGUCAGAAAGGAGGUUUAGCUUAGUCCAAACCUUGGCAACUCUUCGUGGUCAAUACAGUAACUCUGUCUUCAUCCGUUUAUAUGUGGCUGCUGAUGACAAAAUCUCCAAUCGGUAUAUCAUGAAGCUCGACCAAGCAAGCCUCUCUCUUGCAUCUCGAGAGGAUUACCUAGAAAACACCACAGAAGCCAAAUCUUACCGAGAUGCCUUUUUGCAGUUCAUGGUUGAUACAGCAGUGCUGCUGGGCGCAAACGCUUCACGAGCUGAAUCUGAUAUGAAGUCGGUUCUAAGACUGGAAGUUAAAAUAGCUGAGAUCAUGAUUCCAUAUGAAAAUCGCACAAGUGAGGUGAUGUACAAUAAAAUGAACAUAUCAGAGCUUAGCGCCAUGAUUCCACAGUUUGACUGGCUGGGAUACAUCAAGAAGGUGAUUGACACCAGACUCUAUCCUGAGCUCAAAGAUAUAGAUCCUUCAGAAAAUGUGAUUGUCCGUGUUCCCCAAUACUUCAAAGAUUUAUUCAGGAUACUAGAAAAUGAAAGGAAAAAGACUCUUGCCAACUAUCUGGUGUGGAGGAUGGUUUAUUCAAGGUUAUUUAACCUCAGUAGACGUUUUCAGUAUCGGUGGCUGGAAUUUUCUCGGGUGAUCCACGGAACCACAACUUUGCUGCCUCAGUGGGAUAAAUGUGUGGACCUCGUUGAAAGCGCUCUCCCUUACGUUGUGGGUAAAAUGUUUGUGAGUGCCCAUUUUCAAGAAGACAAGAAAGAGAUGAUGGAGGAGUUGACUGAAGGAAUUCGCUGGGCUUUUAUUGACAUGUUGGAAAAGGAAAAUGACUGGAUGGACUCCGAAACAAAAAGAAAAGCUUAUGAGAAGGCAAAAGCAGUUAUGGCAAAAGUGGGUUACCCUCAGUUUGUAAUGAAUGACACAUAUAUUAAUGAAGACAUCAAAACACUGAAGUUUACAGAAAGUGACUAUUUUGGGAACGUGUUGCAAACUCGCAAAUACACAGCCCAGUCUGAUUUCUACUGGCUUAGAAAAGAAGUUCCAAAAACAGAGUGGUUUACAAGCCCAACUACUGUAAAUGCUUUUUAUAGCGCAUCUACCAACCAGAUCAGAUUCCCAGCAGGAGAACUGCAAAAGCCUUUCUUUUGGGGAGCAGAGUAUCCUAGGUCAUUAAGCUACGGUGCCAUAGGAGUAAUUGUUGGGCAUGAGUUUACUCAUGGAUUUGAUAGCAAUGGUCGGAAAUAUGACAAAAAUGGAAAUUUAGACCCUUGGUGGACAACUGACUCUGAAGAAAAAUUUAAAGAGAAAACAAAAUGCAUGAUUAAUCAAUACAGCAAUUACUACUGGAAGAGAGCUGGCUUACAUGUGAAAGGCAAGAGGACUUUGGCAGAAAACAUUGCAGAUAAUGGAGGUUUGCGAGAGGCUUUCAGGGCAUACAGGAGAUGGAUUACAGAAAAGAGGGGAGGAGAAGAAGAGCCUUUACUGCCAGGCCUUGAGUUCACACACAACCAGCUUUUCUUUCUGAGUUAUGCCCACGUAAGAUGCAACUCCUUUAGACCAGAAUCUGCGAGAGAGCAAAUAUAUAUUGGAGCUCACAGCCCUCCUCAGUUCAGAGUUAUCGGUGCCAUGAGCAACUUUGAAGAGUUCCGUAAAGCGUUCAAUUGCCCAACGAACACGACGAUGAACCGAGGGGCAGAAUCCUGCCGGCUGUGGUAG